AUUGUUGUGGUCAUAUGACUCGAAGAGCGGUCACCUGAUCGGCAAUUUUAACACAUGAUGCAUGCAGAGGCAGAGCGGCAGUUGUGCGCUGAUGCAGUCAAUUCAAGCCGGAAGAUUUGUGAUAAUUCAUGCACAUCGUAACAAUCAAUCAGUUUCAUCUUGUCCUGUAACGUUUCGAUAGUAUCCAUCGAUUGUAUUCUCUGAUAACCCGUCAAAAUGAAUCUACUUUUACCUAGGCCUAGCAUGGUCGUCAUCAUAGUUUUGCUGAUUCAAUUAGUGAAUGCUGCCCCAUCUAAUAAUUGUAUCGGUGAUUGCAAGCAUGGUUACAAGGAACCGAAGCAGGACUGGGGUUACGUUAGUGUCCGACCCAAUGCAAACAUGUUCUGGUGGCUCUACUAUUCAACCCAACAACCUUUCAACUCUGACACACCAUUGGUUCUCUGGCUACAGGGUGGCCCUGGAGGAUCGUCUACAGGAUUUGGUAAUUUCCAGGAGAUAGGACCCCUUGAUGUCAACCAGAAUCCUAGAAACACUACCUGGGUUUCUGUCGCUAAUGUACUUUUCAUCGACAAUCCGGUUGGAACCGGUUAUAGUUAUGUCACAGACUCCUCAGCUUAUACAACUAACGUCAGCCAGAUUGCUGAUGAUCUGGUCACCUGCAUCACAGCUUUCUUCAACAAACUCCCUCAAUUUCAGACAACCCCUUUCUAUAUAUUUUCUGAGUCCUAUGGUGGGAAGAUGACGGCCGCCUUCAGUCAAAAGCUUCUUCAGGCCAUUGAUGCAGGCAAAGUCAAAGUUGAUUUCAAAGGUUUCGCAAUGGGAGAUUCCUGGAUCUCGCCUGUAGACUAUGUGAUGACUUGGGGACCAUACCUGAGGGCUACUUCUUUGUUAGAUACUGUUGGCUUUGGAGCUGUUCAGAACGUAGCUGAGAAAACCAAAGAAGCUUUUGACCAAGGCAACUACAGUCAAGCCACUAACCUCUGGGGUGAAGCAGAAUCAGUCAUCGAAGAGUACUCCGAUGAUGUGAAUUUCUAUAACAUCUUGGAACACAAUGUUCCCGACCAAGCUGCAAAGGGUGGCUCUCCCAUCGAGCGAUUGAGACGUCGUCACUUGGAUGUGUAUGCAAACGAUGCCUUGAGCGAGCUCAUGAAUGGACCAAUCAAGAAGAAGCUUGGUAUUCCUGAUAACGUUGUUUGGGGAGGUCAGUCAGGAGAGGUAUUCACCCAACAGAGUGAGGAUUUCAUGAAACCUGUCAUCAAUAUCGUUGAUGACCUCAUCACAAACUCUAGUCUACGUGUGAUUGUCUACAACGGGCAGUUAGACCUCAUCUGUGACACACCGGGCACCGAGUUGUGGGUUCAGAAAUUAACCUGGCCAGGACUCGCCGCUUUCAACACGACAAGAUGGACGCCGGAGUAUGUCCCGUCUAAAGAAGGAGACACGGCGUAUUUCUUCAAGAGUCACGAGAAUUUCGCUUUCUUCUGGAUAAUGAAGGCUGGCCACAUGGUUCCAGCUGAUGCAGGCGAAGCAGCCCUCAUGAUGUUAAAGGCUGUCAUCACGGAGUAAAGUCUUGAAAUCAGCUCCUAGGAUAUUCCGUUACCAUCAUUGGAAAGUAAGAUUUUGGUUUGUCUGCUGAUUAUUACCGUAACUUUACCAUCCAAUGGUAAUCUCCAUGGAAUCCUUGAUUUUGAUUGGCUGUUUUUAUAGGUAAAGUUACGAUAAUUACCGUAGUAACUUAACCUAUAAGAACAGCCAAUCAAAAUCAAGGAUUCCAUAUAAAAAUAGCUUUUAUGCGAUAUGCCUAGGUAUGGAUUAAUUACAAGGAUUUCUUUGGGAGAAAAGGUGCCAUAUAUGAUAUACAUGUUUAUUAGUCCUGUAAGUGUAUACACUUUACUGUCAUAACAUUGACUGGAUGACAAUCUGUGCAUGAUUUUGUGUCUUCUGUCUGUAGUGAUGAGUGACAAUUUUCUAUGAAGUAAAAGUAAUCUAUUAUGCAAUAUGUAUAUUUUUUUCAUGAAUACAUCAUUGUAAGAUUGUGACUGCACAUAUUUUUUGUAUCACCUGCGUUAACAGUACUAACCAAAAUCAUUUUCUAGUUUUGGAAGUUUGGGAGGGAAAACGAGAUAACAAGCAACGGACAGGUUUGAGUGAUUUCCUUGUCUCAAAAUGAUGUCUUUCUCCAUGUUACCUCAUGUGAAGUACUGGAGUUUUCUUGCUUGAAAGAUGCUAUUAUGGAAACUUAGCUAUCCAAUGGUAAACUUCCAUGGAAUCCUUGAUUUUGAUUGGUUGCUGAACAUUGCUACCAUGGUAAAUAUGGAAGGGGGUGAGGUGCAAAAAGCUCCUGUGAUAGUUGGUUUUUGGGAUUAUUUGUAAAUGAUACAGCAUAAACUUUUUUAAAAAGAUGCUUCAGCUGAAAUACAAUAGCCUUGUUGGUUAUCUCUGUAGUAAUCAGUCUUUGUGAAUCUUUAUAUUUUGGUUUAUAUACUUUUACAAUUAUUUUUUUUGUUGGCUUCUGCUUAGCAUUCAACCUACAUUGCUCUACUAAAAUACACCCUCUGUUGUUUAAAUAAUGUCAGUUAGAAGUAGAUACUUAGAUGUAGCGAUCUGAGCCCUAUAUCAUUAAACUUGUUAUAAAUAGCAGAGGCUACUCUUGUCAUACGAUAGUUUUUUUUUAAAUUAAUGAAUAAAAUUAUUAUUUAUCAAUCAAGCAACAAAUGAGCUAAAAAGAAAUUGGUGAUUUGUGUCUGACCCCUCAAGGUUUGCAAUCAUGACGACAGUAGGCUAUAAGUUGCAAAGGUAAAAAAAAAAUGGAUCCUUAAUAAAGCUUGACAUUCCUUUCAAGCUUACAUGAAUGCUUAAUCCGUUGACUACUGAAUUCAUCCAUCUCUCAGACGUUUUGUAGAUGGCCCAAACAGUUCCAGUAGUCAAUGGGUAAGGUUAAUACUAGCUUUGAAGGGAAAAUCACUUGUUUAAUCUUAAUAUUGUGAAGCAUGAAAUGCUUAUAAAUAAAAAAUUUUUGCUGUUUUUCCUCUUGAAGAAUUAUUACAUACAGUACACUGACAGUAUCAAGGGCCCAAUGGCUCAGAUUUUUGCAAACCUCCACAGAGUUACUCAAGUAAACUUAAAGGAGAAUGAAACCCUUGAAACCAGCUGAAUCCAUAUCAAAGAGAAAAAUCAAAGAAACAUAUUGUUGAAAGUUUGAGGAAGAUUGAAUGAAUAAUAAGAAAGUUAUGAGCAUUUGAAUAUUGAGAUCACUGAUGCCAUGUAGAUCCUCCCAUUGGCAAUGCGACCAAGAUCUGUGAUGUCACACACGUACAACUCCCUCAUUACUUUAGUACUUAUUUCACUUAUAUUCUCACUUUUAUAGAGUCUAUCACAAGGUGAGGUGUUCUCUUUAUGAGAGGACAAGUACAGAGGUUUCACAACAUUAUAUCAUUGAUGAAUUGUUUGUCAUAUGAUUAUAAUGAGCAAAAAGAUAUGUUUUGGGGUAUAUUUUCAGUGUCCAAAAGGGGAGAGUUGUUCAUCUGUGACAUCAUAGAUCUUGGUCACAUUGCCAAUUGGAGGAUCUCCAUAGCAUUAGUGAUCUCAACAUUCAAAUGCUCAUAACUCUUCUAUUGCUAGUCCUAUUUUACUCAAACUUUUGUUGAUCUUAUUCUUUGAUUUUUCUGCUUUCACAAAAGCUAACUUGCUCCAAGAGUUUCAUUCUCCUUUAAGGAAAGUGUGCCCUGAGUAUAUAUGUUUUUUGUGUAAAUGAUGCCACCACAAGUAUUUCACGUCAUGACUUUGUUCAUCGUUUUAUUGUGUUUUUUAUUGUGCCAACAUAAAGCAAAGUUUUUAACUUUCUUAUUUAGAGCAUCUUGCUUCAAAUAUUUGAUCUUUUUCAGUUUAUAUUGCUUCUGUACAUUGUCUGCUAAAGAGAGGUGUUUGCAUUUACUGUAUUGUACAAUACUGUACUUAACCCUUUUGGAAGAUCAGUACUGAGAACUUAGAUGUUGUAUGUUUCAAAGAAGAAUUAUUCACUUGUAUUUUGAAUGUGAUAUGUACACGUAUGGAGAUUGAUUCAUGCUAUACUUAUUUUUAUAUUCAAAUGAAAUGUAAAUUGAAACAGCUGUGUGAAUUUGUCAAUAAACAAUGUUGGAAACCUAUUUUUAAUGCUUAAAAAAAGUCACAUAGGCUAUAUGUCUUAUAAUUAUGAAUAAAAAACAAUGAAUGUAGAUAAAUGUUUGGGAAUACAUGUAUAUGUAUAUUGUAACUUGAAUAUGUUCAAUCAGGAUGUUUUUAUUUUUGUAACACUCCUUAUUGUGUGGAAAAAAAGUUAUCUAAUGUAUGCAAUUCAAUUAUUUUUCAAAAAUAAAGAUCUGGUCAAAACUGAGAA
This is a messenger RNA of Lytechinus pictus (painted urchin), 4375 nucleotides long. RefSeq names its product retinoid-inducible serine carboxypeptidase-like. The transcript has 13 exons. NCBI's taxonomy places the organism in Eukaryota, Metazoa, Echinodermata, Echinoidea, Temnopleuroida, Toxopneustidae. Gene Ontology annotation, biological process: proteolysis. Gene Ontology annotation, molecular function: serine-type carboxypeptidase activity. The record is from RefSeq and is a predicted model, not a curated record. Bases 217 to 1566 code for a protein of 449 amino acids.